Molecule: messenger RNA, 3345 nt
Organism: Eriocheir sinensis (Chinese mitten crab)
Lineage: Eukaryota; Metazoa; Arthropoda; Malacostraca; Decapoda; Varunidae
Product: glutamate receptor ionotropic, delta-2-like
Exons: 11
Coding region: 51-2081 (676 amino acids)
Cellular component (GO): membrane
Molecular function (GO): glutamate-gated receptor activity
Source: RefSeq, a predicted model, not a curated record
UAAUUUUGCUAUUUGCAGGCCCGGGUGACGGCUCGAAGUCGCUCAAAGUCAUGAUUCUGCUGCUGGUGGUGAUGGUGGUGGGUUUGUGGGGAGCGGAGGUGAGGAGGGGCGUCUUGCUGGGGCGUGAGAGGGGCCAGGAAUGGGAACCCGAGACGCUGAAGGUGGUGGCGGAGGCGGUGAAGAGCCACGUGGGUCUGUGUCACCUGGUGGUAGUCACGCCGCCCCUACACUCCCCUCGGCUUCGGCAGGUGUUCAAAUUCGUGCGGGCUGGAGCGGCGUUCGGGGAGGUGGUGGUGACGGUGGCGAGGGGGGCGGAAGGGGAGAGAAACGAAGACCUGCCAUCCGCUGGGGACUUCAAGAACGUGUUUGGGUACCCGUCAGCCGAAGGGGCCAAGUUGAGCUGUCGCGCGGUGGUUCUCGUCGCUCUAACUCCCGCUGACACCGACCUGACGCUUAGCUUCGUGGAGGCGGCGGCAAUGUGGAGGCUUUCAGACACCCGCGUGGUGGUGGUGGGCGUCCAGGGAGGGGCGGAAAGGGCGCUCCUCCACCCCAGCCUCCGGAACACCGUCCACGCCCAUUACCUGGCCCUUCCGCUGCCUCAGAACGCUUCAGGAACGAGAGGUGAAGGUGGCGGGGGCGUUGCUGUGUAUGGGCGGUGUUUGUACUGUGGCCGUGGCGGGGAGGCUGCCGUGUACCUGCUGUGCCGCGCCUCCGGGGACCCACAGGUGUGCCCCCUCGCCCCGCCCGCAGCGCCUCCCGUGGACAUGCAGGGUCACUUGCUGCGAGCCGUGAUCAUGGCGUACCCUCCCUACCUCCUCAUAGAGCGCGACAAGGCCGACCCAAAGCGCUAUCUGCUCCAGGACUCCCCAGAUAGGAGGGUGCUCUACGCUCUUGUCCAGACCCUUAACUUUACGUACGAGGUGAUGGAGCCAGAGGACAGGCAAUGGGGAAUACUUGUGAGCGACAAAGACUGGAACGGCAUGGUGGGGAUUCUACAGCGUGAGGAGGGCGACUUUUCCUUCGGCCUGUCCCCGCACCCCAGCAGACACAAGGUCAUCUCCUUCUCAACAGCCUACUACCAAGACCGCCUCACCAUCCUCUCCCCGAAGCCUGAACCGCUCUCCAGACACAUGGCUAUCGCGUGUCCCUUUUCAGUUGGCGUGUGGUUGGUGGUAGCGGUGUCCACGGCGUCUCUGGGCGUGACCAUGUGGCUGCUGCAGAGGGCCUGUGCGUGGCUGUACGGGGAGCGAGCCCAGGGGACGUUCUCGGCCUUCUGCUACAGCUGCGGCAUCCUGUUGGAGAGGCCGCCCGCACACAUCCCGCGGCACCUCUCUGGAAGGGUUCUGGUGGGCUGGUGGCUGCUGACGGCGAUGGUGCUGACAACGGCGUAUCGCUCCUCCCUGGCGGCCGACCUGAGCGUCCUGUCCUUCCCUCCGCCGAUAAACACCUUUCAGGAUAUUCUGAGUCGACCAGGCUGGACGUGGGGCAGCCGGGGGUUCCACGGCAGCACUUACAUGUUCUUCAACAUGAGCAUCGACCCCGUCAUAUCGCAGAUUUCAAGGGGCAUGGAGAUCCUCGACCCUGAAGCGGGCCUGAGGCGGGUACUGGACGGCCGCUUUUCCUUCAUCAUGCACCAGUCCGAGGUCCUCGUGUACGUGAAGGCGCUGUACGAGGACGGGGACAGAAAAGGGCCCUUCCACAUCGGCACGACGCGCUACGCCAACCCUGCAGGGAACGCGGUAGGAACCCGGAAAGGCGCGCCCUUCCUCGACGCCAUGAACAAGCGCAUUCAGGGGCUUUUCGAAAUGGGAAUCAUCGACUUUUGGAUCGAGGAAGGAAACUCCAUCCUCGCCCGCCAAAGGAAGCUAAAAAUACACAACAGCAAGUCCCAGGGGAGUCAUGCCCUCUCAGCGCCUCCGUGGCUCGCGUACAAGAACAGCGGGAGAGGCGAAGUUGUGCUGGGGCUCGAACAUCUUCAGGGCGCCUUCUAUCUUCUCUUCCUCGGCCACGGCAUCGCUCUUCUUUUCCUGGUGGUGGAGAGAAUCAACAUUACUCUCACCUCCGCUAAGCCUGUCCUGUGAUUACGUCUCGUCUUGGUGUCUUUAUAAGCUUUUGUGUCGACUUAAUUCGUCCUUUUCUUUUUCUCCUUAGUCUCGUUAUCACCCUUGUUCUCAAUCAACCCUCCCCCUCACCUUAUUCAACUUAUUGCAACGUCUUGUCUUGGUGUCUUAUAAGCUUUCGUGUCGACUCCGUAUGUGUUAUGCUUUUGUUUUCCUCCUUAGUCUCGUUGUCAGCCUCGUACUCAACCUCACUGUCUCCUAUACCUUGAUCGUCCUAUGGCAAAGUCCCGUCCUGGCCUGUAGUAACUCCUCAGUCGUUUUUAUUUGGUGUAGUGUUACUGUUUCAGGUCUUAUCCUCAUGUUCGUCCUAUAUGGUGAAGUCUCGUCCUGGCUUGUAUUAACUUCUCAGCCGUGUUUGUUUGGUGCAGUGUUACUGUUCCAAGUCUUAUCCUCAUGUUCGUCCUAUGGUAAAGUCUUGUCUAUAUGGUAAAGGCUUGUAUUUACUCCUCAGCCGUUUAUGUCUGGUGUAAUGUUAUUGUUUCCAGUCGCAUCCUCGUCGUCACCUUACCAUCUCUGUCCUGUGGUAAUCUCUCGUCUUGUCGUCGCUCAACCUUUGUAUGAACUCUUCGGCUGCUUCACGUUUGCUGCGAUAUCACUGUAAUGACCUCAUGAUGCAGACAAGACUAGUUAUCGUACUCGUUCUUGUCUUCACCUUACUACUCUGUCGCCUCGUCUGUUUAAUGGCAACCUCUCGUUUUGUCCUCGUCUCCGUUUUCGUAUUAGUUCAUCAGUAGCUUCACGCUUUGCUAUGCUAUUACUGUAAUGCUUUCACUAUGCAGACAAAUGUAGUUAUCGUACUCGCGUCAGUGUUGUCUCGUGACUGUAACAUAAUCAUUCACCCCUGUAUAAGGAUUGUGUCCAUGGAUGAUUGGUGGGUGUUGGUUUGCCGUCUAAGAAUUGUAAUCAUGAAUAGGUAUGCUCUUCUGAUUUACUCAUCCGGUUGGCCCAUCCCUUCUCUAUAGCAUGACAAGGAUAUAGAGUUGGAAAAGUUGGAUGGGCCAUAAAAACUGCAGACACACUACCAGCUCAUAAGUUGAUUAAUCGUAUUGGGAAAGCUACGUAUGAUUGAAUGGGCCGGAAGGAUGUGUCUUAAGCAGUGUACUUGUUCUCAGUCUUGAUAAUGGAUGCAGAUUUAUUUUCUAUGGUAAAUUAUUGUGCUCAUAAAUUAAUUGCUGCUGGGUUUUUGUAUAUUUUUCGCCCUUAGUAAGAAAGCAACACAUGUAAA